AUGAGGACACCAUUUGAGAUCGAGAGGAAUGCCUCUAUGUUUUACACUCGCACUGUCUUUCGUCAAGUUCAAAAUGAAAUGUACUUGUCUAUGGUUUCAUGUACUCAAAUUUCGAUCAGCACAUUCGACAAUGUUGAUGAGUGUCUUGUCAAAGAAUUUAUUAAUUACAUUCCUUCUAAUGCAAAUGCUUGUCAGCUUGAUCCAGAAGUUGAAAAUGAUGAUCAAUGGGAUAUACCUAUACGUGAGUCUACUUACAAGGAUAUCAUCCCCACAGAACUAUUGAAAAAGUGUUUUCGUUAUGCUGAUUCUGACGAGAAUACGCAAAGAGUUGCACUUGAUAUAUUUCAUACUGUUGAUAACUGUGUAUCUUCUCUCAGCAAUAAUCGCACCAAAUUGAAAGAAUACUUGGACGAAAUAAAGCAGCUUGAAGCAAAGUUCAUUUCCAAUUUCACAACUCAUGAAAAAGGAAACAAGAAUAAAGAGUUCGAAAAAACACUUGGUGUUACCAUUCCCACUAGUGUGGAUAUUCAAAAUCCUGGAGAAAUCCGCAACAAAGGAAGUGGUACUAAAAAAAGAAUGAAAAGUUUGAGAGAGGUGACAAUAGAAAAAUCAAAGGGUUCCAGAUGCAGUUAUUGUCGCAAUGGCAACGAUCAUGAUUGGCGAAAUUGCCCUGUAAGAAAAGAAGAUGAGAAGAACAACAUUUUCAAAGAACGUCAUGGGAAGAAGAAUUAA
Molecule: messenger RNA, 732 nt
Organism: Lactuca saligna
Lineage: Eukaryota; Viridiplantae; Streptophyta; Magnoliopsida; Asterales; Asteraceae
Source: the annotation of a GenBank genome assembly